Physella acuta is the source of this 2674-nucleotide messenger RNA. Its product is annotated as histidine decarboxylase. Gene Ontology annotation, molecular function: histidine decarboxylase activity; pyridoxal phosphate binding. Gene Ontology annotation, biological process: histamine biosynthetic process; L-histidine catabolic process. The record is from RefSeq and is a predicted model, not a curated record. NCBI's taxonomy places the organism in Eukaryota, Metazoa, Mollusca, Gastropoda, Physidae. Gene Ontology annotation, cellular component: cytoplasm.
GAGACAAUCAUCUCUGCCCACAGAUGGCACAAGUGCCAGAGGAAAACAUCUGCCCUCCUGGUGGCAUGACAGGCGACCAGUACAGGACCAGAGCCAAGCAGCUUGUGGACUACAUCAGCGAAUAUCUCCAAACGAUCCGGCAGCGUCGUGUUUUCCCGGACGUCAAGCCGGGCUACAUGCAGCAGCUGGUGCCAGACACAGCUCCCGACUUGCCGGAGAGCUGGGAGGACAUCUUUAAUGACAUAGAACGCGUCAUUAUGCCUGGGAUCACACACUGGCAGAGCCCCUACAUGCACGCCUAUUUCCCCGCCUUGACCUCAUUCCCCUCCCUGCUAGGCGACAUGUUGGCUAAUGCCAUCAGCAGCCUCGGUUUCACUUGGGCGUCAAGUCCCGCCUGUACUGAGCUAGAGACAAUCGUCAUGGACUGGCUGGGGAAGAUGAUUGGACUGCCCGCGUGUUUCCUGCACUCACAUCAGAACCACAAGGGGAUGGGAGGGGGGUGUAUACAGACGACAGCCAGUGACUGCACGUUCGUGACCUUGCUGGCCGCACGGACCGAGGCCAUCAGACGCUACAAGGACGUGGAGCCAGACCUGGACGACGCUGAGAUCAAUGGACGUCUCAUCGGCUACUGCUCUGAUCAGGCUCACUCCUCAGUUGAGAAGGCUGGACUUAUCGGGCUGGUCAAGAUGAGGUUCCUCCACUCUGACGACCAUCUCAGCCUCAGGGGAGACACCCUCAUGGAGGCCAUCAGGGCGGAUAGGGAGAAGGGCUUGAUACCUUUUUACGUGUGUGCUACAUUGGGCACAACUGGGGCAUGUGCUUUCGAUAACUUGAAGGAAAUUGGACCAGUGUGUGAAGCAGAACGGGUCUGGCUUCACAUUGACGCGGCCUACGCUGGGUCAGCAUUCAUUUGCCCGGAGUACAGAGAGUAUAUGUCAGGUAUCGAGCUGGUCGACUCGUUCGCCUUUAACCCCAGCAAGUGGCUGAUGGUCCACUUUGACUGUAGCGCCAUGUGGGUCAAGGACGCCAGAGCUCUGCACAGGACCUUCAACGUGGAGCCUCUGUACCUGCAGCACGAGAACUCAGGUGCUGCCAUUGACUAUAUGCACUGGCAGAUCGCAUUAAGUCGUAGGUUCAGGUCCCUCAAGCUCUGGUUCGUCCUGAGAAGUUUUGGUGUGAAGGGUCUUCAGCAGCAUAUCCGCAGGGGCAUUGACCUGGCCAAAAAAUUUGAGCAGCUUGUAGCAGAAGACCCGAGGUUUGAGGUAGCCGCGAGGAGAAUUCUGGGAAUGGUGGUCUUUAGAAUCGCAGGCGCCAACGAGUUGACGGAAGAUCUCCUCAAGCGCCUUAACAAGCAGGGUAAGGUUCACAUGGUGCCGGCAUCCUUGAAGGGAAAAUACGUCAUACGAUUCACUGUGACGUCACAGUUCACAACGGAAGCAGACAUCGAGAGGGACUGGAGGAUCAUAACGUCGAUGGCGGGGGUCGUCCUUGACGAGUCCUUGGCUGCUGAGGAUGAGGGGAUAGAAGAAAACGAUGAAGAUGAAGAGGACGAGGAAGAGAUGAGGUUAAAGGUUAAAUCCGGCGCACGGGAGGUGAAGGUCAUCAGGGAUGAGAGCAGUGUCAAGAAACAUACCGCCGUGCAUAUAUCGAUAGGGCCAAAGGUCACGGGCCCGAGGCGUCGAGAUUUCGGCAUCAGCCUGUUGCUUAGCAACGUUCCAAUGAGCCCCAAGGUCGUGAACGGCAGCUUCGCGGCUCUGUUCGACAGCAGCAACCUGGGACUGGAGCAGCUUGCCAGACAGCUCAUCGUGGGAGGGGAAUUUAUCCGAUUAUCUCCCCGCAGGAGGGGCCGCUUGGGUGACCAUGAGAAACAAAUGAGCCUAGACUACAGCGUCCUUAGCAACAGGAAGGACAACCCUUUCAGGAUGCGAAUGAUGGGAAGCCUCGACUCUAAAAUUGACGACAUCCUUGAGUUCGGUUCAAAGUCCACCCAGACAGACGAGAGGAAAAAUACCUUUAGAGUGACGUCACUGAAGGAAACAAGUCACGAGGAUGAGGGUAACAUCGAUGACGUCAGGAAUGACGUCAAGACUAACAGCCAGAGAGAGAACCGGAUACAGGCACAGGAGCAUUGGGACACAGGUCAUGGUCAGCCUGACCUUGCAGUCACCAAAGGUCAGUCUGACCUGCCAGUCACCAACGGUCAGCCUGACCUGCCAGUCACCAACGGUCAGUCUGACCUGCCAGUCACCAACGGUCAGCCUGACCUGCCAGUCACCAACGGUCAGUCUGACCUGCCAGUCAUCAAAGGUGACCUGCCAGUCACCAAAGGUCAGCCUGACCUGCCAGUCACCAAACCUGCUACAGCAGAUGCCCAGGUUGACCGAGCCUCCACAGAGAGCAAGAAAACUUCUAAGGGCGGGGGGCUGCUACAGAUGAGCAAGGCUGUUUGCUCAAAGGUCAAGGGCGUGUUUCUUACCUUUCCUGUAGGUCAAACUCCCACCCCUCCUACACCCCCCAGCUCGCUGGACUAUGCAAUCAAUGGCCAUUGUAAAUACUGCGGUCAUCUUCUGAGCUGUGAUCUGAUUGGUCGAGACAACAGCCAGACUUAAAGAAGGUCUGGGCAGGUAGCGACAGGUUGGGCUGGUAGCGACAGGUUGGGCUGGUAGCGACA